Molecule: messenger RNA, 1203 nt
Organism: Serendipita indica DSM 11827
Lineage: Eukaryota; Fungi; Basidiomycota; Agaricomycetes; Sebacinales; Serendipitaceae
Source: the annotation of a GenBank genome assembly
AUGCAGAGUCCAAAUAUAGGCAAAUCACGCAAGGCAGAAGAUAAUGACUGCCUCUCAAGAGAAUACCUCGCUGUUGCUACCACCGCCGCGGACGAUGGGGUCCGAGAACAAGUCAGAAGCACUCUGGCAGCUGUCUUAAUCUAUUCUGCAAUACUUACUGCAGUCGUCACGCCGGUAUUCAUGGAAUGCCUCAAAUCCCUCAGCACUGCCGAUAAAGAGAAUGCGGACUUCGCGCACGUUGGUCACUGGAUUGUUGGAUCAGUGGGAUCAAACUACACCAAUGUUCUCUUUCCUGAUCAUUGGCUCGUCUGGGUCAAUAUCGGUCUUCUGACGUCUAUGGCAUCCAGUAUCGUCUCGGCUAUAGGAGCAUUUCUACUCACCAGACGCUCCCGUUUACUCAAUGUGGGAAUCAGCCUCGAAGACCAGGCCAUUUAUCAGUUUCAUCGUUCCACCAGGCAUACCCUCGACUCAAUUCAUGUCGCCACCAAGAUACUUCCCUCUCUUCUCAUUUUCGCCACUCUCAACUUCCUACUUGCAAUCAUCACAUGGGAAAUUUGCACGAGCGGAUUAAUCGUUUUAUGCUGGCCAUUGAUAUUCCUCUUCCUCUUCUUUGUUAUCCUUCCAUUACUCGGGAAACUCUUCACCAAGACUAAAGAAGCCUUUCAAGGCAGGUUUAUUUCACAAUGCAUUCGCCAAGCAAGACGUGAUCACGAAGAUAUUGCAAGGAGGAAAAUGUACGAGGUCGUCCUCGCCUCUAUCUGCCGUGAUGUCAUCCACUUCACACCACAUAGGCGUAUAAUUACCGCACUGCGCAUCGCUCGUUCCAGCGACUUCGAUACCCAAGAGACCAACUCGCAUUGGUCCGAAAUCUUCUCCGCCGUGAGGCGAAGAUUCGACCGCAAGACUCAACCGUCACAUUAUUCAGACGAGGAUAUUGCUCUCCUUGAACAAAUUUUGCAAUCAUAUUUACUCAACAGGCCCUCCCCAAUACACCAAGCCUUUCUUCCAUACUUCCAUCAUUUACCGACGGACAACGUCGUCUCUAACGAUGCGAUUCCUGCCAUUGUGCAUACCCUUUUGGAUGAGCGGUCAAAGGAUUCGAUUCCUCCUACGUACGAGGCGACCGCAGCCCUCGGGUCGGCUGAGAGAGAACAGGAAGAUAACAUCGACGCAAGAAACGGGUCAAAUAGUGACCAGAGAUGA